AUGCUGGUAGAUGAAAGCACUCGUAGGACCAGAGAAGAAGAGAAGAGAAGAGAAGAGAAGAGGGGAUAACUACAACUACCUACUGUGAUGGAGUGGUGAAGAAGAAGAAGAAGAAGAAGAAGAAGAAGAAGAGUAUAACACAACAUGGUGGUGGAGGGAAAUCGUACGUAGUUUGUCAUAUAUAAAAGCACUGGUAAAGGUUUGUGUUAUCUUUUGGGACUUCUUCUGCCGCCAAUUCCAAGGUGUAUGUUUCUGUUUCUCAUCCCUUCUUUCUCAACCGCAAACCACUUCACACUUCCUAUAAUGUCCCUUCUUUGAACGCUCAGGGAAUCCGAUGAUUGCAUUCAUGUCUAGCUAGCUCUUUUUCCUUACACUCUUCAAUUCUUUCAUUCUUUCCUGCAUAUACCAAUAACUUCUUAUUCUUUCCAUUUUUUCAGAUUCAUUUCAUAUAGGAACACUUCGGAUUACUUGUAAACAUAUAAUCAACCACAAACAGUUUCUUAAAUUCAUCGGAUUCCUUUGUUUUUGACACAAAAUAAUUCUUUACAAAAUUUCCACACACUCACAUAGAUUCUCACACUGCAUUUUCUCUCUUCUUCACAUACGCAUGCGGAUUAAGCUUUUAUAGGAAAAGAAUAGUACAUAUUUUUGCACAGUUGAUCAAAGUUAUUACUAGAUAAAGAGAAAGGGAAGGGAAAGAGAAGCAGCAGCAUUGGGGUUAGUGAAACAACAGGCCUUCAAAAAGCAUAGACGAUGUUGGCUGGGUGUUCUAGUUCGACAUUGUUGUCACCGAGCCACAGAUUGAGGAGCGAAGCACCAGCACCGUUUCAAGCCUGCCAUUUUCCGCGACCUUCCAUGAGCACGCAGAGGUUGGAUUUGCCAUGUUCUACCUUCACACGCAAAGACAGCUCUUCACGCUCGCAGCCCCUCAGGCCAGUGGGGCUCUCGGUGGAGAAACCCAUAGAAGCCAAGACCAGCACAUGUUCUCUCAAGCACAACAUUCGACUCCCACCUUUGGCCAUCACAGCGGCAACACCAUUGGUGGAAGAGUCCAUCAAGGACAAGAGUUUGAAAAGGCUCGCGGAGCACGAUGAGUCCUUCACCAACGUACCCAAGAGGAAAAAGGGUAUCACGGAGCGUGACAAUUCCGGUGAUAACUUCUGGUUUCAGCCUGGCGUUGAGGGUAACACUUUAGGAGGGCUCAACAACACUUCACUUGCUUUCUCCCCGGAGGAAGAGACGGUUUGUUUUGUUCCUUCUGAAGUGGUGUCUCAUUCUGCACCUUUUCCCUUAAACCCGUGGCUGGAAUCAUGUGUAACAAAGAUUACCAACUUCGGUGAGGGUAGCCACCGUCCUCGCCAGCAUCACAACGACCAUGCAACUGAAGGGUCGGUCUCCAACGCUUCUUCUGAGAGCCAAAGCCUGAGGCUAAACGAGAACGCGUCAGAACAUGAAGUGGGAAACGGUUCGGGAAAUCCUUACCAUCACCACGAGGUGGAGACAGGGGAAGAAGAUGAUCAUCACGGGUUGGAACUCGUUAGCUUUCUCACUGGCUGCGUGGAUGCCAUUGGAUCAAGAAACGUAGCUGCUAUAAACCAGUUCAUCGCAAAAUUAGGUGAUCUUGCGUCUCCAAGGGGAACCCCCAUAAGCCGCAUAUGCGCUUAUUUCACAGAAGCCUUGGCCAUCAGAGUAACAAGGCUUUGGCCUCAUGUUUUUCACAUUACCACAACUUCCCGAGACAUGGUGGAGGAUGACGAAACCGGAACUGCACUGAGGCUUCUCAACCAGGUGACCCCAAUUCCCAAGUUUAUCCAUUUCACAUCAAACGAGAUGCUGCUGAGGGCGUUUGAAGGAAAAGACAGAGUUCACAUAAUAGACUUCGACAUCAAGCAAGGUCUUCAAUGGCCAAGCUUGUUCCAGAGCCUAGCGUCGAGAACGCACCCUCCGAGUCACGUGAGAAUCACGGGAAUAGGAGAAUCAAAGCAAGAGCUAAACGAAACCGGAGACAGACUCGCGGGCUUCGCGGAAGCGCUGAACCUCCCCUUCGAGUUCCACCCCGUCGUGGACAGACUCGAAGACGUGAGGCUGUGGAUGCUCCACGUGAAGGAGCAGGAAACAGUGGCCGUGAACUGCAUUUUGCAGCUGCACAAGACGCUUUACGACGGAAGCGGAGGAGCUUUGAGGGAUUUCUUGGGACUGAUCCGCAGCACGAAUCCGAGCGUGGUGGUGGUGGCCGAACAGGAAGCAGAACACAACGAGGCAAGGUUGGAAGCAAGGGUGUGCAAGUCGUUGAAGUAUUACUCAGCGUUGUUCGAUUGCAUCGAGGAAACUGGGGUGGCGCAAGAGAGUGCAGUGAGGGUGAAGAUAGAGGAGAUGUACGGGAGGGAGAUAAAAAACAUGGUGGCAUGUGAAGGGAGGGAGAGGUUGGAGAGACACGAGAGUUUCGGGAAGUGGAGGAGGAUGUUGGUGGAGCAAGGAGGGUUGAGAUGUUUGGGAGUUUCUGAGAGGGAAAUGAGUCAGAGCCAGUUGCUGUUGAAGAUGUAUUCUUGUGAGAGUUACAGUAUAAAGAAGGUGGAGAUUGAAGGAGCAACAGGGGUUACUCUUAGUUGGCUUGAGCAACCUUUGUACACUGUUUCAGCUUGGGUUCCUGUUGAUGUUGCCGGUACCUCGUCCUCUUUUUCUCACCCAACAUGAUUUCAUUUUCUUUCUUCAUUGAUUUCUUCACAGUCAAGCUUAUACACACGUAAAGGGAAGUAUUCUUUCUAGGUAGGGAAAUUGUCAUCACCAUCAUUACUAUCAUUAUUAUUCUUUCAUUCUUUGUUGCAGAUAAGAUUUGGUAGCCCAAAAUUUAGUUGGUGCAAUUUGUAUCAAUACAUACAGAGCAAUACUGCCUUCUGUUAUUUGUUUUUUUAGUCAUGAUCAUUGUCUAGAGCAUAGGGUCAUUUCAGAUAUCAUUGUUUCAUUCUUUGUUAUGUAAGUCCAAAUUCUUUAGUUCCACGAGUCAUUCAGAUUGAAAUGAAAUGAAAUGAAUUCAGUUAUUUUUGUC
Messenger RNA from Vigna radiata var. radiata (mung bean), 3046 nucleotides. Its product is annotated as scarecrow-like protein 28. NCBI's taxonomy places the organism in Eukaryota, Viridiplantae, Streptophyta, Magnoliopsida, Fabales, Fabaceae. Gene Ontology annotation, cellular component: nucleus. Gene Ontology annotation, biological process: regulation of DNA-templated transcription. The record is from RefSeq and is a predicted model, not a curated record. The coding region runs from base 754 to 2694 and encodes 646 amino acids. Gene Ontology annotation, molecular function: sequence-specific DNA binding; DNA-binding transcription factor activity. The transcript is spliced from 2 exons.